Molecule: messenger RNA, 504 nt
Organism: Truncatella angustata
Lineage: Eukaryota; Fungi; Ascomycota; Sordariomycetes; Amphisphaeriales; Sporocadaceae
Exons: 2
Coding region: 1-504 (167 amino acids)
Source: RefSeq, a predicted model, not a curated record
AUGGCUUUUGGAACCAACAACAACCACGAGAUGAACAUCUACUCGUUCUGUGAGAAACUUCCCCAGAAGUUCGCCAAGGACCACGCUCAGGAGCUUGAUGGCUGCGACAUCUUCGCCUACGGCGGUACUCGCAAGACGUCUGUUUCCGAUUAUGGCGGAUUCGGCAAGCUUGUUAUGAGAGAAGUAGUUCAGGGUGUCCAGGAUGUCCAGGACGUCGAGGUCAUCCAGACCGUCGUCAAGUUCAAGUGUCAUCGACCCAAUGUCAAGGACCCAGGCGAGAUCUGUGGUAGUGAGAUCAAGUGUGCAGGUGUGAACAUUCUCAACCAUGACCUGAAGAUCCAUGGUCCCAACAGUGCCUACACCCGCGACAACACCGCAGUCAAAGGUGUCACCUAUGAUUGCCAGGAAUGUACCGGAAAGUAUAGCACUGAGCACAGCUUAAUCCAGCACAUUCGUGCUGCACACCUUAGACGCAACGUCAUUGGCGAAGAGAAGGAGUAUUAG